AGACUCUAUGCGCUGUGCACUGCAGACACUGCACACUGCAGACGUUGAUUGCUGGAGCAGUCCACACUGUACCAGAGAUAUACUUUAAAUUCCAUAUUGCAGACACACCGCACAACCCGCAUUAAAAAUCGAUCUCUGGAUCAGAGAAAACUCCAGUUUCAAACGAAAUUCUUAAGAAAGCUUAUGGAAACAGAUCAUUAUCGGAAACCCGUUGUACAGCAGCUGAUCCUCUCCGGGUUUACCGACUCCUACGACGCUGUGUGUGCAACCCUGCAGGCUGUGCCGGAGAUUUCAAGGCUGUUACCUUAUUUUCAGCUAUUAUGCACAGACAGCUGUGUGGAGUUAAACCCGUUGUGUGAAAUGUUAUCUUUCUAUUGCAUCACGGCAGCUUGUUUUUGUCCAUUUAAUUUUAAAAUAUUUAGUUUGCAUAUCAAAUUAUACAAUGAUUCAAAGUCAUUGUUUUUUUUUAUUUCCUGCAUACAUAUUGCUUUCGCAGAGUGAUGUAGGGAAAAUUUUGGUGAUGCUUCUUUUUGUUGUUUUGUUGGGCUGGACUCCACCGUAAAAGAGAUUUUAUAAUAACAAAGCUUGAAAAAAAUGAAAAACCACUGACGGCAACAGCGCCUUUAGCCUGGCCCGCCCUCUGGUGGCCGCAAGGAGAAACACAGCCGGACUCGCGCACUGUCACGGGACCCGCGGAAAAAAAAAGUGCUCGCUCUGCAGAGGGAGCGCGCCGCUGAUCGUGCAAAGGGGAACGGGAGACACAGCUUAUUGGCUUUUCGACGAGACUUCAUUCUCCACGAUACAAGCUACAGACGAUGCUCUCCUAGUUACGUCACAAGGCACAGCGGUUAUGUCACAAACACCGGCCAGGGCACGUGGUGCGCCAUGAGCGUCAGACCCAGCUAGCUGGUUCACCAGACCCGGGCUGCUCACAGCUCCGCAGAGUAGGAGAACAACGCCUUGCCGAGGGAUGUCCUGGUCUUCAGACAGCGAGAGCCAGACCUCCAAGCUUGUGAGGAAGUCCAGGGACGCGCCUUUCGUCCCCAUCGGCAUGGCGGGCUUCGCGGGAGUGGUGGCGUACGGGCUGUACCGGCUGAAGUCUCGGGGCAGCAUGAAGAUGUCCGUCCACCUGAUCCACAUGCGAGUGGCCGCGCAGGGCUUCGUGGUGGGCGCCGUGACGCUGGGGGUGAUCUACUCCAUGUACAAGGAGUACCUGGCGCCACGGGAUCCCAGCCAGUCCAGUAAGUGAGAGGGGCUGCCGCUCCGCCUGGCCUCACCAACUCCGCGGAGAUGCGCUGCGUUCCACCAGCAGACCAGCACCAUUUCCAGCGGUUACAUCAGACUGCUUGUCUGCUCUCUGUGAACUUGUCCAUUGUGAACUCGCCCUGAGGCCUUGUCAAGGCUGACUCCCAAUGCACAGCCUUC
Molecule: messenger RNA, 1425 nt
Organism: Lepisosteus oculatus (spotted gar)
Lineage: Eukaryota; Metazoa; Chordata; Actinopteri; Semionotiformes; Lepisosteidae
Product: HIG1 domain family member 1C-like
Biological process (GO): mitochondrial respirasome assembly
Cellular component (GO): mitochondrion
Source: RefSeq, a predicted model, not a curated record